GUUAACGACUAAGUACGAUUGUUUCAGUCAUAAAGAAAACAGAGAAUGCGAAUUACAUUGAUUGUAGUGCUGAUGGCACUUAGGUGCCAUUGCAAACCUAAUAAGCCACUUAACACCGAUGACCCAAAUGGUAAAGAUAGAACUGAUCUUGGUGCGUUAGAUAGUCAGAAUAUUGAUCAAGACGACCUUUUCGACGAUUUGAAUGAUUCGAAUGAUCUAGAUUCGAGUGAAUCGGAUUCAAGUUCCAUUGAUGGUAUCAAAAUGUAUGGUCUUGAUGAUGACGAUGAUGAUGACAGCGAUGAUGGCUUUAAUGACGAAAAGAGUUUUGCUGAUCAUCGUUUUGACAAAGAUGACAAAGAUUUUGGAUUUGAUAAAGAUGACAAAGAUUUUGGAUUUGAUAAAGAUGACAAAGAUUUUGGAUUUGAUAAAGAUGACAAAGAUGUUGAAUUUGAUAAAGAUGACAAAGAUUUUGGAUUAGACAUAGAUGACAUAGAUUUUGGAUUUGAUGAGGAUGACAAAGAUGUUGAAUUUGAUGAAGAUUGUCCUGAUGAAGAAGAUACUGCGGAAAAAGAAGAAACUUGUGUAUUUGAUGUAACGACAACAACAGGAGAGGGAGAAUUCAUCGCUAAAAUUAGCUUUUCUGAAAACAUAUGGGGUUUCCAGGUAGAAGAACCAUUCAGUGUAUUAGGACGACGUCGUGGAAAUAAAAGAAAUAAAGAACUUGGCAGCACCAAAGAAAUGGGCAAUAAGAAAAUGAGAGGAGGAAAAAAAGGCGGUAAAAGAGGUGGUUUUAGAGGAAAACAAGGAGGUGGUCGAGGAGGUGGUCGUGGAGGAAGACAAGGGCGUGGUCCAAAACCAAUAAAAGAUGUUUAUUCUAUCAAUACAGAAGAAAUGGCCGUUCAGCAACAUACGAUGAAAUUCAUUUUCAAAUAUGAUACAAAUAGCGUUCCAACGUUCACUUGUACAACGCUUACAUGCCCAACAGAUCCAGCAGGCCCACCCCAAGGUGCAACGAACGUACCAGUAUCCCCAACUACUCCACCACCACCACCACCACCACCAUCACCAUCACCAGUCCCAACGGGUUCCCCUGCCACACAACCACCAACACCAGCCCCGACUAGUCCUGCCACACAACCACCAACACCAGUUCCGACAACUCCUGCCACACAACCACCAACACCAGUUCCGACAACUCCUGCCCGACCACCACCAUCACUAGUUUAAGGAGUUCCUGUUAUAAUAUAAUUCAAUGUCUUUGGACACACUAAUUUUGGACAAGUCUUUUUAUUAAAGAAUUUAGGAAUGAACACUUUCUGCUUCUAUAUUAGUCAUACAGUACUGUUAAAGAGAAUUUAUACAUUGAAUUGCAUGCAGUAUUACUCACAUGCAUAAUAA
Mytilus californianus (California mussel) is the source of this 1398-nucleotide messenger RNA. Its product is annotated as aspartate and glycine-rich protein-like. Gene Ontology annotation, cellular component: plasma membrane. Bases 46 to 1227 code for a protein of 393 amino acids. NCBI's taxonomy places the organism in Eukaryota, Metazoa, Mollusca, Bivalvia, Mytilida, Mytilidae. The record is from RefSeq and is a predicted model, not a curated record. The transcript is spliced from 3 exons.